GUGUGUGUGUGUGUGUGUGUGCGUGUGUGUGUGCGCGCUUGUCCUUGUGAGGGUGAACCGAGGCAGCUCGACACACCGCCGCAGACACACACCGCCGCAGGCACACAGACAUGAAUCACCUCCUGAAAGUUCCCGUCCUGGCCGUCCGAGCCUUCGGCAGCUCGGCCCGGCAGCUGAGGAACCGAGUCCCCGAGGCUCAGAAGAUCUUCCAGGCGGACAACGGCCUCCCAGUUCACCUGAAGGGAGGAGCCGUCGAUCUUCUGCUCUACCGGGCGACCAUGACAAUCACCAUGGCAGGAACAUGCUACUCUCUGUACUGGCUCUUCACGGCCUCGAUGCCUCAGAAGAAAGCCUAGAAAGCAACCGGGCUCCGUCUAUCACCUGGAGAACGAUGCUCGGCUGUCUUAUGUUUGUCGUGUAUAAUUUCCUCCGUCCUUGAGUCGCCAUGGCAACGAUGACUACGUAGGAAAACAAUAUUUGUAAUCAGCUUUUGCAGAGUUGUAAAAAAGUCCUUUAAUAAAAGUGAGAGAUUGAACGGGA
Hippoglossus stenolepis (Pacific halibut) is the source of this 540-nucleotide messenger RNA. It is a transcript of the gene cox7a1, whose product is annotated as cytochrome c oxidase subunit 7A1, mitochondrial. The record is from RefSeq and is a predicted model, not a curated record. Gene Ontology annotation, biological process: regulation of oxidative phosphorylation; mitochondrial electron transport, cytochrome c to oxygen; mitochondrial respirasome assembly. The transcript is spliced from 4 exons. The coding region runs from base 111 to 356 and encodes 81 amino acids. Lineage: Eukaryota; Metazoa; Chordata; Actinopteri; Pleuronectiformes; Pleuronectidae.